This is a messenger RNA of Closterium sp. NIES-67, 2469 nucleotides long. The record is from the annotation of a GenBank genome assembly. NCBI's taxonomy places the organism in Eukaryota, Viridiplantae, Streptophyta, Zygnematophyceae, Desmidiales, Closteriaceae.
GCGAAACUAGGCGCCAUGUUGUGGCAGCAGAACUACUCAUUCAAGUCUCGACGUUUUAGUGCCAUCGAGUUACCAUAAUGGCGAGCAUCCUAUCGACACGAAACUACUCGUUCUAGUCUCAGACACGUUAUAUCGCGUCGUUAACAUCAUGGCUAGCAUCCGACUAAUCCAGCCGCGUCACGUCGGAGUGCCGUUCACUCCCUGUGAGCGGAGCCCGUCACGCGAAGGUAGCCGUUCAUUAGCAUGGAAUAGCAGCGAGUGCUGGCGAGCGUCGACUCUUCGUCCAUGCAUCAGCUUCCUCUCCCAUUCGCGCGUCACACACACGGUCCGCAGCCGCCGGUGUCAUAUAGCGUGCGCUUCCGCCACCCCAUGGCGCACGAGAGGCAUUUUCCCAAACCCCUUCGACCGCCACCCUCCCCUAUUCCCCCUCACUCCAAUCCCCGCUCUCGCCGCGCUUAUCGCUCCCACUCGUCCACGUGUCGCCUGUUCAGCGCACAUCGCUGCGACAGCGCCGCGUCGCCUUCGCGUUUUCGCAACGGCCUCGUCGCCUUCCGUGAGGGGGUCGCCUUCUGUGGCGCCUCAUAUGUCGUCUUCUGUGAGCGGGGCGAAGAGCGCGACGACGGCGACGACGUUGACGACGGACGGUAAAGGCGGGCUCAAGGUGGGUGGCGAGGAGUCAUCGGAGGGCCUUCAGCAGCCUGGAGAGGUGGUGGGCGCCACGUCAUCAUCAUCUGAGCUGGCCGGCGAGGUGGUGGACGCCACGUCAGCGCAGAGAGGCCACCUGGACGUGUCGCGACACAACCUGCCGCUCUGCCGCAUUGUCAACCAGGCAGCAGUGAAAGAGGCACUCCUGGCAGCAGCGGUGGACCCCGAGCUGGGAGGCGUGGCGCUGGUGGGCGGGCACGGCACGGGCAAGACGGUCAUGGCGCGCAGCCUGCAGCAGCUGCUGCCGCCCAUUGCUGUCGUCACGGGCAGCUGGGCCAACGCGGACCCCACGAGACCCGAGGAGUGGGAGGACGGUUUGAGGGAGAGCGUCAAGGAGCAGGGCUUUGACAUACGCCGCCCACCCAUCACCCUCUGCAAUCCGCCCUUCGUUCAGGUGCCUCUGGGAGUGACGGAGGACCGUCUGCUGGGGUCGGUGGACGUGGAGGCGUCCAUCGAUGAGGGCAGGAGCGUCUUCCUGCCGGGCCUGCUCGCACAGUGCCACAGGGGCGUGCUGUACAUAGACGACGCCAACCUGCUGGACGACACCAUGGUGGUGCUGAGGGGUGCUGAGGCGGCAGCUACUAGGCUGGAUUGCGCUAAUUGUGAGGCGUGGGGGGGCGCCUGGGGUGUUGAACGGAAGGCGAGCAUUAAGGGCUCCCUGCUCUGCGCCUGCUGCCCGCUGCUGCUGGCGUCGAUCAAUGCGGACACGGAUGCGCCUCUCUCAUUGGAGCAGCGGGUGGCAGCAGCUGACGUGGCGAACACGUAUCUGGACGGCAGACGUGCGACAGGGGGAGGGGAUAAGGGGCAUGUGAGAGGAAAGGGGGGCAUGAGAUUGGAGGACGAGAAAGAGGAAGAGCGAGUGGAGCGAGAGGAGGAGGGGAGUGUGGAGAAGGGGGCGGACGAGGAGCGAGAGGAGGACGGGGUGGAGGCGGAUCGUUUGCGAGUGCUGUUUGCCCGCCAGCUGCUGCCACGUGUCACCAUCUCACAGGCCCAGAUAGCCUUCCUGGUGGACGCCGCUGUGCAGCUGGAAUGCGAGGGCCAGAGAGCGGAGCUGUUUGCAGUGCGAGCAGCCAAGGCCCUGGCAGCCCUCAACGGGCGGUCGCAGGUCACCCAGGCGGAUCUCUCCCGUGCUGCCCAGCUGGCAGUGGUGCCACGUGCCACAGUGUCAUUGGACAGCGAGCCUGCAAGCAGCACCCCCCAGUCGUCUCGGCCAGUGCCCCCUCCGCCCAGCCGGCGGAAGGAGGAGAGCAACGAGGAGCAGCAGGAGGAGCAGGAGGGCGAGCCCCCUGCAGCAGACGAGGACCAGCUGGUGCCAGCCGGGGCUGCCCGGACCGCGGGCGGGGCAGGGCGGUCAAAGAACAAGAUAUUUUCAGAGGAGCGCGGGCGAUAUGUGAAGGCUCUGCUGCCCAAGGGCAAGGUGGUGCGUCUGGCAGUGGACGCCACGCUGAGGGCGGCAGCGCCGCUGCAGCGACUGAGGCGGGAACGAGCGCAGAGGGCGGGCGGCAGGGAGAGGCGCAUCUACGUCACCAAGAGCGACCUCCGGAGGAAACUGCUGGCGCGCCGAGCUUCAUCCCUGGUCAUCUUCAUAGUGGACGCGAGUGGCAGCAUGGCACUGAACCGCAUGGGGGCGGCCAAGGGGGCAGCGCUGCAGCUGCUGGCGGAGAGCUACAGCAAGCGCGACAGCGUGGCUGUGGUGCCCUUCCACGACCUCCACGCUGACUUACUAGUGCCACCUUCUCGUGCCGUGGCUCUUGCUCACAAGCG